AAAAAUAUUUAAAAUGUAGUGGCAGUGGAAAAAGGUGAAGGGAGAGGGUGCAUUGUAGUUUAUAAGUUCUUUGGUAUACCCUGAGCUGAAAAGAUUGAAAGACAGCGCAAACCCCAUAAUUUCUAAAGCAAAAGCAAAAGCAAAAGAACAGAGAGGAAAAGUAACGAAACCCAGAAAGAAAGGGAGAAGAAGAAGAAGAAGAAAAGGGUUUUGUGGGUAAGGGAAUGCAAAUUGAAUAGAGUGAGGAACAGAGGAAGAGCAGCCAUAAAUGGUGCAGAACAGCACAGGAAGCUUAAGCUUCAGCAGCCAUUUGUGUAAGGAAGAUGAAGAGAUUUCGAGGUCGGCUCUGUCCACUUUCAGAGCCAAAGAAGAGGAGAUCGAGCGGAAGAAGAUGGAGGUCAGAGAGAAGGUUCAAGCCCAGUUAGGCCGUGUUGAAGAAGAAACCAAACGUCUCGCUUGCAUCCGUCAGGAGCUCGAGGCGCUGACCGAUCCAAUGAGGAAGGAAGUGGCACAGUUUCGUAAGAAGGUUGACGCCGUGAACAAGGAAUUGAAGCCUCUGGGACAUAUCUGUCAAAAGAAGGAAAAGGAGUACAGGGAAGCCCUCGAAGCCUUCAACGAAAAGAACAAGGAAAAAGUUCAGCUAAUCACCAAACUAAUGGAGCUGGUGAGCGAAAGCGAGAGGUUGAGGCUCAAGAAGCUGGAGGAGCUGAGUAAGAACAUCGAUACGAUUCGAUAACCAUAUCGUUUUGACAAACUGAUAACCCUGUGUUUAUUAGGCUUUGGCGUGUGAUGUAUUUAAUCUAAAGAACAAAAAGGAGCUGUGUUUGUGUAUUAGUUGAAAUGUUGGCGUUCCCUUUGUUUGUGUGUAUUUUCAUAAUUUCUCUGUUUAUUUAUUUUUCGUUUUCAGAAGUUAACUCAAAAAACAUUUUAACUCAUUUUAGGAAGGGAAAUGACUUAUCUAUCCUUUUGUUUUUG
Molecule: messenger RNA, 975 nt
Organism: Cucurbita maxima (winter squash)
Lineage: Eukaryota; Viridiplantae; Streptophyta; Magnoliopsida; Cucurbitales; Cucurbitaceae
Product: GRB10-interacting GYF protein 2-like
Exons: 4
Coding region: 269-736 (155 amino acids)
Source: RefSeq, a predicted model, not a curated record